This is a messenger RNA of Nematolebias whitei (Rio pearlfish), 4296 nucleotides long. Its product is annotated as NACHT, LRR and PYD domains-containing protein 12-like. Gene Ontology annotation, molecular function: protein binding. The record is from RefSeq and is a predicted model, not a curated record. NCBI's taxonomy places the organism in Eukaryota, Metazoa, Chordata, Actinopteri, Cyprinodontiformes, Rivulidae.
AUGGCUGUCGUUAAAGAACUGCUCCUGGAUACUUUAAGAGAGCUGGUUGAUGAAGAACUCAGGACGUUUCAGUGGUUUCUUUACAGCUCCGAUUUUAAAGGGUAUGGUCAUAUUCCAAGGUCUCGGGUUGAUGGGUUAGAUCGGGAGGGUACAGUGGACCUCUUGGUGCAGAGUUAUAGUUACCAUGAAGCUGUUACUGUCUCUGUGAACAUCCUGGAAAAGAUGAGACAAAAACUGUGGGCAGAAAAACUAAAAGAAAAUUAUAACCAAGUUCCAAGUAAUCAAGCAAGCAAAGAAAGUGACUUCCAAGACAUACAAGAGAGACUGAAAUCCUCAUUAAAGGAAAAGUGCCAAAACAUCUACGAGGGAAAUGCAGAUGAAGGGGACACCAUCUACCUGAAAAAAAUCUACACGGAACUGAAAGUGAUUGAAGGAGCCUGGGGGGGGCUAAGCGAUGAGCGUGAGGCCAGACAACAAAAGUCCAAGCACAUGGUGGCAGAGGAAGUUAUAAAAGUGAGCUGCCUUUUCAAACCCAAUCAAGAAAAGCGAAUCAGAACAGUGCUUACCCAGGGUAUACCAGGAAUGGGUAAAACUGUCUGCGCACAAAAGUUUACACUGAGCUGGGCCGAAGGAGAGGAAAACCAGGACAUCACCUUACUCUUCCCACUUCCUUUCAGAGAUUUAAAUCCCAACAUUGGAGAGAAGGACUGUACGCUGAUGCAGCUUCUCCAUCAGUUUUUCCCUGAGAUAAAACCUCUCGAGAAGCUAGGACAGGAAAGGAAAGUCCUCUUCAUCUUUGAUGGCCUCGACGAGACUCUUCUCCCUCUGAACUUCAAGCAUAACAAAGUUUUGAGAGAUGAGGCGGAGCCAGCCUCGCUUGAUGUGUUGAUUACAAACCUCAUCGCAGGGGACUUGCUUGGUAACGCACUUGUCUGGAUCACUUCCAGGCCUGCCGCAGCUAGUCGGAUCCCUCGAAAGCACAUUGACCGAUGGACGGAGGUAAAGGGUUUCACUAAUGAUCAAUGGGAAGAGUACUUUAGAAAGCGUUUGGAUGACAAAAACUUCUAUACCAAAAUCAUCAAUCAUGUGAGGUCAUCAAGAAGCCUUUGCAUCAUGUGUCAAAUACCUAUUUUUUGCUGGAUUACUGUUACAUUGUUGAAGAAAAUGCUACGUGACAAUGCGACCCAAAGUAUGCCCAACACCCUGACCGAGAUGUACAUUUACCUCCUUCUCUGCCAGACAGACCGCGCGACUGAAAGGCAUUAUCCCAUGAAAGGCAACAAUUUCUGUUUGAAGCUAGCAGAGCUUGCAUUCCGUCAUCUGGAAAAAGGUAAACUCAUCUUCUACGAGGCUGACCUGCAGGAGUGUGGAAUGGAUGUCAACGAGGCGACCACCUACUCAGGUUUUUGCACAGAGGUCUUCAAAAUGGAAGAAGGAAGGAGACGAAAAGUUUUUAGCUUCGUACACUUGACCAUUCAAGAGUUUCUGGCAGCCGUGUAUGUCCAUUAUUCAUACAUGCAAAACAAGGACAACGUUCUUCUAACUUCCCUAGAAAGAGUGUCUGCGAGACCGAAGGAAUCUGUUUUUAAUUUUCAUAAAGCUGCCAUCGAAAAAGCUGUGAGAAGUCCGGAUGGCCAUUGGGACCUGUUUCUUCGCUUCCUUCUGGGACUUUCGCUGAAGUCCAACCAGGAGCUCAUCUACAAAGUGCUGCACUUGGAGGUUGAAGGAGAGGCAGAUGUCUUUAGAACCAUACAAUUUAUUAAAGAGAAGAUUGACAAAGAACCUGAAUGCACGCUCAACUUGUUCCACUGUCUGGGCGAGCUCAAGGAGGAGUCUCUGGUGCAAGAGAUCCAGAGCUUUGUAAGCUCUGGCAGGAUCUCAGCCCAAACUCUAUCACCAGCUCAGUGGUCCGCUCUAACGUUUGAGCUGAUGACAUCAGAGACAGUCGAAGAAGCGUUUGAUCUGAAGAAGUAUAUAAGAUCAGAGGAGGGGGUGGCAAAGCUAUUGAAUGUCAUAACUUCCUCCACACGAGCUUUGCUAAAUUGUUGCAAACUCACUGAAAACUGCUGUGAACUGCUAGCCUCUGCGCUGAGCUCGACGUCCUCUGAUUUGACUGCCCUGGACCUGAGUGACAACAAGCUGAAGGAUUCUGGGGUGGCCCUGCUUUCUGUUGGCCUGACGAGUCCGCACUGCAAGCUGAAGAGUUUAAGAUUGCAUAAGUGUGGAUUGAAGGGGGGAUGCUGUGAGGCUCUAGCUGUUGCUGUCAGCUCAGAAUCAACACAGCUAAAAGAGCUGGACCUGAGCGGGAAUGACUUCCAGGGAACAGCAGUGAAGGCCCUGAGUGUUGGACUGAGCAGCCGCCACUGUAAGCUGGAAACACUGAGAGUGAAUCAGUGCAAGCUGAGAGAGAGUUCCUGCGAGUCUUUGGCUUCAGUUUGGCUCUCAGGUCCGUCUCGGCUGAAAUCUCUUGACCUGAGUACCAACAACGUGAAGGACGCUGGUGUGUCUCUGCUUACUGCUGGUCUGACGAGUCCACACUGUGAACUAGAAACACUCAGACUCAGCUGGUGUAGCCUGACCCAGAAAUCCUGCAGUCACAUCGGCUCAGCACUCAGCUCAGCUUCUGGUAAGCUCAGGGAGCUGGACUUGAGUGGAAACAGUCUGCAGGGUCCAGGUUUUGAGCUGCUGUGCUCUGGACUCAAAAAUCAGCACUGCAAACUGGAAAUUUUAAGAUUAAACGAUUGCAAUCUCCAAGAAUGCUGUGCUGAUAUUGCUUUAGUCCUGAGCACCAAGAAGUCUCAGCUGAAGGAGUUGGAUCUGAGUGGGAAUGAUCUGGAGGAUUUGGAGGUGGAGCUGCUCUCAGCUGGAUUAGGAAAUCCACACUGUACUCUGGAAACUUUGGGGUUGUCAUUCUGCGGCAUCACAGUUAAAGGCUGCACUCAUCUGGCUUCAGCACUGAGCUCGUCCCAUCUGAGGCAGCUGGACCUCAGCUACAACUACCUGCAGGACUCUGGAGUGAAGCUGAUAUCUGCUCAUCUGGACGAUACUCUCUGUAAACUGCAACAGCUCAGGGCAGAUCCAAAUGCAGAGUGUUUCCUGAAAUCAAAGCUGAAAAACUAUUCCUGCACCUUGACAUUCAACACAAACACAGCUGCCAAGUCUCUGUUUCUGCAUGAUGGGGGGAAGCAGGUUACAUGGGUCAGAGAGAUCCAGCCGUACCCCAAUCACCCCGAGAGGUUUGAAAGUGUCUCCCAGGUCCUUUGUCAGCAAGCCCUCACCCAGUGCCACUACUGGGAAGUGGAGUGGCGUGGGCGCUGGGUGGACAUCGCCGUCGCCAUGAGUGGAAUUCGCCGCAGGGCGAGUUCUCACAUCUGUGCGUAUGGCAAAACUGAUCAGUCCUGGUGUCUGUUCUGUACUGAGGAUUAUUACAGCGUUCAGCACGACAACCAGUCUGUGGAAAUCCCUUCCCCUCCAUCUCGCUCACAGAGGGUUGGAGUUUACCUGGACUGGCCGGGUGGAACCCUGUCGUUCUACAGUGUGCUCUCUGGGAGCCUCAGACACCUUCAUACCGUCUACAACAACUUCUCUGAGCCACUCUACCCCGGCUUUGGGAUGGAGGAGGAUGACUGCUCGGUCAUUCUUUGCACAAUACUGGGAGAUCCUCGCCUAAACACAGAGGAAAAGUCUGAGAUUGACCCCUCUGAGUACCUGUCCUCAGAGGGACCUACGUCCUCGGUCGCUUCCAUUGUCCCUGUGCUGGCAGCUCCUCCUGUGGUCUCCAUGCUAGCCACUGCUGCUUCUCUUCUGGUUCCUGUUUCUGCCACCGCUGCCACCCAUCCCGAGGUCAACGCGUCAGCCGCCGCUUUUCCUGUGGCUCCUGCAUCAGCAGCUGCUGCCGCCCCUGUGGUUUCUGCAGCUGCUGCCACUCCUGUGGUUCCUGCACCAGCUGCCGCUGUCGCUCCUCUGUCAAACGCAGCUGCCGCUCUUGUGGUCACCACGUUGUCUGCCUGCCCUGCUCCUCGCCACCAUAGAAGAAAAGGCCAAUGUGGCUCUCCAGCCCUCUCCCUGCAUAAGUUGGACAACUCUGCCUCUGAGGUCCCCAGCGCUGAUCCGGCUCUCCUGUUCUCGAUGCCCGCUUCGGCUACCCCGGACUCGUCGACUGCAGACCCCUCGCCGGACUCGUCAGCUGCCAAUGUCCCGUCUGUUUCCACAGCUGCCAACGACCUGUCUGUCCCCGCAGCUAUCCACAACCCUCCUGUCCACGCAGCUGCCUAUGUCCGGUCCAGCAACUGCUAA